Gryllus bimaculatus (two-spotted cricket) is the source of this 2355-nucleotide messenger RNA. NCBI's taxonomy places the organism in Eukaryota, Metazoa, Arthropoda, Insecta, Orthoptera, Gryllidae. The record is from the annotation of a GenBank genome assembly.
AUGGACCCCUGGGCAAUAGACAUCUAUUUAUGUAGUGAUGUACAGAUUGUCUCGUUGGUGGUGACAGAACAGAACCUGGCGAAGACCAGUGCACGAAGAGUUGCCACACAUUCGGGGGGAGAAGGGGGGAUCGCUGGUUUGGCCGGAGCGCCCGGAGUGCCGGGGCUUGUGGGCCGGCGGGCGCGGCGGGCGGCACGGGUUGGACGGCUGCAACGGCACGACGGCUGCGACGUGAGGAGGGCGUGCGCGGGCGGCGGGCCCGCGGGCACCUUGGGCGCGCAGGGCGACCAGGGCCCGCGGGACGAGCCCGGCGAGGGGCGCCAAACACGGCGCGGCAACAAGGGCGAGCGUGGCGAGGCGGGGCUGGCGGGCGGGGCGCGGGCUGCCUGGCCUGGAGGGGCCGCGCGGCUUCGCUGGCGGCCGCGGCGACGCCGGCGACGCGGCGACACGCAGCACGGCAACAAGGGCGAGAAGGGCGAGCCGGGCGAGACGGGCCAGAAGGGCUACGCGUCCAAGUGGGUGCUGGAGCCCAACGUCACCAUCGAGUUCAAGGGCCCGCGCGGCGAGCCCGGCUACGCGGGCGACCAGGGCGACGUGGGCCCCAAGGGCGAGCGCGGACCCCGCGGGCCCUCGGGCGUGCCCGGGCAAGCGGGCAUCAAGGGCACGAAGGGCGAGCGCGGGGACGACGGGCAGCGCGGCAAGCAGGGCCGCCUGGGGCCCGAGGGCCCGGCGGGCAACAAGGGCCAGAAGGGCGCGCCGGGCUUCGAGGGCACGCCGGGCGACGACGGCUCUGUGGGCGGGCGCGGCGAGCCAGGCCUCCCGGGCAACCCGGGCCUGCAGGGCGUGGAGGGGGCGCCCGGCCUGUACGACCCGAACCUGGGCGAGAUCGUGGAGGGAGCUCAGGGGCCGCAGGGCCCCCUGGGGCCCCAGGGCCCCCCCGGCGAGUCGGGCCUGCCCGGGCUGCAGGGCGUGUCGGGCUACAUCGGCCCCCCCGGGCCGCCGGGCGAGCCAGGGUACCCGGGCCCCCGUGGCCCCACCGGCCUCAGCAUCAAGGGCGAGCGCGGAGACGACGGGCUGGGCGGAUCGCCCGGGCGGCGAGGCGCGCAGGGCCUGCCGGGGCUGCAGGGCGGCGUGGGCGAGAAGGGCGUGCCCGGCCUCACCAUCUACGGGCCGCCCGGCGCUGACGGCUUCCCUGGCCGGCCUGGCAUCCCCGGGCAGGCAGGCGACCGCGGCGAGCCGGGCCUGCAGGGGCUGAAGGGGCUGCCUGGGCAGGCUGUGAGCCUCAUGGGCCCGCCGGGCGGCCGCGGGCGUCCUGGCUACCCCGGCGAGGAGGGCCUUCCAGGCCUGCCAGGCCAGCCCGGCUUCCCGGGGCCCAAGGGCUUCCGAGGCGACGAUUGCGGCUACUGCCCCCCAGGGCUGCCCGGCGCCAAGGGCGAGCGCGGCGACGCGGCGCGCAACGGCGCCCCCGGCCAGCCGGGCUUCCCGGGGCUGCCCGGCCCGCGCGGGCCCAAGGGCCUGCAGGGGCGGCGCGGCGUCAAGGGCUUCGAGGGCAACCCGGGGCCGCAGGGCCCGCCGGGCGAGCAGGGCUUCCCGGGCGAGGCGGGCCGCGACGGCGUGGUGCGCGUGCCCGACGGCGCCACCGUGCCCGACAAGGGCGAGCUGGGCCUCAAGGGCUUCCCGGGGCUGCAGGGCCUGCCCGGGCGGCGCGGGCCGGCGGGGCCCGACGGCGCCACGGGCCUGCAGGGCUUCAAGGGCGCCAAGGGCGACCAGGGCCUGCCGGGCCGGCCGGGGCUCAACGGCCAGCCGGGCCUGGACGGGCUACCGGGCGCGCGCGGCGCCGACGACCUCACGCCCAAGCACUUCCUCAAGGGCUUCCCCGGACAGCCCGGACGACGCCUGCCCAAUGUGAAGGGUGAGGUGGGGCCGAAGGGCGAGGAGGGCGCGCCGGGCCGCCACGGGCUCAAGGGCGAGCCGGGCGAGGCGGGGACGCCGGGGCGGCCGGGCCACCCGGGCGCGCAGGGCCGGCGCGGCUCCUCCCCGCAGGGCCCGCAGGGGCAGAAGGGCUACCCGGGCGAGCCCGGCCCGCUGGGGCCACGCGGCCCGCGUGGGGAGCCGGGCUUGCGCGGCGAGCCGGGCGCCAACGCGCUGCCCGGGCAGAAGGGCGACCGCGGGGAGCCGGGCCAGAGCAUCCUGGCGGGCGAGUACGGGCCCCCGGGCGUGGUCGGCCCCAAGGGCGAGCCGGGUGACGAAGGGCCGCUGGGCUACCAAGGGCGGCGCGGCGAGGACGGCUCCAAGGGCCUUAAGGGCGACAAGGGCGCCCCGGGCUACAGCGGACUGCCAGGACGACCGUACUGA